Molecule: messenger RNA, 1716 nt
Organism: Scomber scombrus (Atlantic mackerel)
Lineage: Eukaryota; Metazoa; Chordata; Actinopteri; Scombriformes; Scombridae
Gene: plekhd1
Product: pleckstrin homology domain containing, family D (with coiled-coil domains) member 1
Exons: 13
Coding region: 1-1530 (509 amino acids)
Source: RefSeq, a predicted model, not a curated record
AUGUUCUCAUCUUCAUCCAGAAACUCUCUGCUCUCGCCCUGGACGUCCAUGGAGCAGUCGGACUCUGAAGUGUUGGACAUUAGCACCAAAGUGCAGCUGCACGGCGUGCUGUGGAAGAGGCCCUUCGGACGCCCGUCGGCCAAGUGGUCCCGCAGAUUCUUCAUCAUCAAAGACAGCUUCUUACUCUACUAUGCAGAGAGCGAGAAGAGAAACUUUGAGACCAACAGGUACUUCAACAUCCACCCUAAGGGAGUCAUUCCUUUAGGAGGAUGUUUGGUGUCGGCUAACGAGGACAUGGGCAUGCCUUUCGCCAUCGUGGUCAACCUGGAGGACUUCUCUGGUACCAUAGUCCUGGCUGCUGAGUCUGAGGAGGAGCAGGUCCAGUGGAUAGAGAUGCUCCAGGAGUCAGGGAAAGUCACGUGGAAGAACGCCCAGCUGGGGGAGGCCAUGAUCGAGAGUCUGGAGGCUCAGGGGCUGCAGCUGGCCAAGGAGAAGCAGGAGUACCUGGAUAAACUGAUGGAGGAGACCGAGGAGCUCAGCCAUCAAAGAGCACAGAGAGAGGAGCUGGAGCGUCUGAACCAGAUUCUUGAGGAGGAGAAAAUGAAGUUUGAGGAGGUUGUGCUGGAGCUGAAGGCAGAGCAGGAGCAAAUUAAACUAGAUCUGGACGGCACCGCUCAGUCCCUGAAAGGGGUGGAGAGUGAAAAAGAAGAGCUGAGCAGUUUAACGAUCAUGCUGCAGAAGUCCAUUGAGGAUCUCUCUCAGGAGAAACAGAGGACUCUGGAGCUGCUGGGGGUGAAGGAGCCGGAGGAGAAGGAGGAGGAGGAAACCUGCAGGAAGUCUGAGGACGGCUCGGAGGUCGGAGACUUGGACCUGCUGCAGGACCUGCAGCACAUCGAGGAGCAAAUGAAGGUCCUGCUGAAGGAGAAGGAGCAGGCUGAUGAUAAGCUCGUGGGCAUUGAGGAGCGAGCCAAAGUCCUGCAGCAGGAGAGGGAGUACUACUCGUCUCAGGCCCGGACCCUGCAGCAGUCGCUCUCUCAGCUCACCGCAGACAAGCGUCAGACUGAGGCCGAGCUCAAGGCAGAGAUAGAGUCUCGGGUGGAGCUUGAGAAGAGGCUGAAGCAGGCUGAGGAGGCUCUGCAGGACCUGGAGAAAAGCCUCAACUCGGUGGAGCGGACCAUAGAGAGAGACGAGAAGAUGAAGGGGGACGUGACUCACCUGAGGAAAUUCUUCGAGGAGUGUAUCUGUGCCGCAGAGAUCGAGGCGAAGCUUCCAGCGAUAAUGAAGAACGCUGUGUAUCUCCACAAAGCCGCUGCACGCAGAAUCAAGAGCUGCCGAAUUCAGAGGAGAGCCUCCAGACGCCACUGGUGUAAGUUGAAACACUCAAAGUCAUUUGCUGUAGCAAACGCUGAUGACAGCAGCAUGGAGGAGCUGAGGGAGACGGCCCGGCGGCUGACCUCUGAUAGCGUCUUCAGAGAGAGCGUGUAUGAGAUCAUCACUCGCAAGGACGCCACAAACAAAACUGAGGACUGAGAGGAGAGAGAGCGAGGUAAAAGAGACAGAGAGACAGAGAGUCCUACCUGAGGAGAAAUGGUCCUUAACUUUACCUCACAGUCAUUGUGACACCCAGAUAUCCUGAUCCCCAUCCCAACAUUAAAAUAGAUGAAUGUACAGUUAUCUACUUGAUGGCAUUUAUAGAUGCAAUCAUAAGCUAAAAAU